UCAGGUGAGAACAAGAACUUGUUAGAUGGUCUCUACCUUGCAGAACAGCCGCGGAAGGUGACAGGCAUCUGUCUUCAUGAGCUGGAAAAAGUCAUUCGUGGUUCUUCCACUGAUGACUGCAAAGGAACCAGGAGCAAUCUGCUGCAUGUGUGGCUGAGAGCUGUGAGGUCUCAACCUGUGUGUGGAGAGAGUAUCACGGGUACACCACUGGGUGAUGAACACCAGAAAAACUACGUUAAACCAAGUGGGAAAGCUCACGUCGCCAUCCAUCCAAGAUGGACUUAACUCAGUGACCGCGACAUGUGACACUGACAAAAAUUCCAAAAUAUUUUAAUUAGACAACCUUCGAAAGUGUAAAAUGGAAAGUAUGACAACACUCAGCUCAACCACUGAGCAGCAAUGUGAACAAGAUGAUAUGACUGUUGACUACAUCGUCUUUUCAGCCAGCAUCGCAGUUUUGCUUCCAUUUUUAACUUUCGGCAAUGUGCUGACGAUUCUUGCUGUCCUCGUCACACCACAGUUUCGCACUCUCACGUACCUUCACGUCGCCAACAUUGCGGUUGCUGACUUCUUGGUGGGUGUGGGCUGCGCCUUGGCCGGCGCCAGAUCGUUGACAUCGCUUCUGUGCCUCAUCCCCGACAGAGUCUUCAUCAUCGUCGCUCUCUCCUACAACUAUUUUGCAGCCACGGAGUCGCUCCUCGGUUUGUUGCUCCUGGCCCUGGAGAGGCUUGUGUACAUAGUGUAUCCCUUCCUCUACAUCAAACCCGCGACCGGAAGGGUCUUCAAAUGCGGCAUCGUCCUCUCCUGGGUCUUGUCAUUAACGAUGGGAGCCCUGACCGGAUACUUCGAGCAGGAUUUCUCUGGCAAUUGUGUCGAUGAGGAGGACUUAGGAAGAGAUCACUACCACAUAGCAAUGCCAGGCGUGUUUUUGUCCGCUUCAGUGGUGUCCUCCCUUUGCUACAUAAAGAUCGUUCUUGUCUCCCGCCAACAGCAACGACGAGUCGCUGAACAGACGACACGUCCGUUGUCACACGUGAACUUCAAGUCGGUCGGUGUGUUCUUCGUCAUCAACACCAUAUUUAUCGUGUGCUGGCUGCCGUAUGUUGUGGUAGUUGUGCUUUGGGGAUGUGAGAAUUCGACACUCCAGACAAGAGCCUUCCUGUUCAUGUUGGGGUCCAGCACCUCCGUCUGUAAUGUUGUCAUCUAUUCCUGGAAGAUCAAAGCGUUUCGGAAAGUCUGUGUGCGUUUACUGCGCUGUCAAUGUCAACAUCGAUGACUGUACGGUUUGCCCCGUGUAUGAAGACGAUUGUACACACACACACCUGACAGGUUAUUAUGUGACUUCUCGUCUCUCUACGUUUAUUAUUAUUCAUUAUAAAAGUGUAAAAUUUUUAUGAAAUUGCGUUAUGUAUAAAUUUAAUUUAUGAUUGUUGUUAUUAUUUAUUUAAAAUAACAAUAUCGAUCUUCAAUAACAGCAAUUAAUACUUUAAAACACAUAUGCAAAGGUCAAUAUUAUAUUUUAAUCAGAACUUUGACAAAGUUCACACACACGCACACACAUACGCUCGCUAGCUCCCGUACAAGCAUAACAUUUCUAAUACUGUCGAG
This is a messenger RNA of Pomacea canaliculata, 1608 nucleotides long. RefSeq names its product alpha-1B adrenergic receptor-like. Gene Ontology annotation, cellular component: membrane. Gene Ontology annotation, biological process: G protein-coupled receptor signaling pathway. The transcript has a single exon. The coding region runs from base 359 to 1276 and encodes 305 amino acids. NCBI's taxonomy places the organism in Eukaryota, Metazoa, Mollusca, Gastropoda, Architaenioglossa, Ampullariidae. The record is from RefSeq and is a predicted model, not a curated record. Gene Ontology annotation, molecular function: G protein-coupled receptor activity.